Molecule: messenger RNA, 3969 nt
Organism: Saccoglossus kowalevskii
Lineage: Eukaryota; Metazoa; Hemichordata; Enteropneusta; Harrimaniidae
Biological process (GO): amino acid activation for nonribosomal peptide biosynthetic process; secondary metabolite biosynthetic process
Cellular component (GO): cytoplasm
Molecular function (GO): phosphopantetheine binding
Source: RefSeq, a predicted model, not a curated record
AUGUCUUUAUCCUGGAGACGUGAUUUCGGCGCGGAUGCCAGUAUAUUACGAGGGGAGCGAGUUUCUUUUCCGUUCGACUUGCCGUCAACGACGGUGCACGGAACACUAGAGCACCUCGUUAUACCGUAUUUCGGGGGAACAGCUGGCGAGAAACAGGCGAUUAUAUUCGGAGACAGAACACUGACUUUUACUGAAUUGAAUGCACAGGCAAAUGCAUUGGCCAGGUCGUUACGGAAACGUCUUGGUUACGGGAAACACAGAAACCCAACAUGUAUCGGGUUGCAUAUGGGUCCGAGCGAUAGCGUUAUUGUAGCUAUCUUCGCAGUCCUGAAAUUAGGAGCAGCUUACCUCCCUCUUGAUCCGAAAUAUCCGAGUAAAAGGUUGAAGCGAAUGGUGGAGACAUCGAAACCGCUAUGUGUUAUCACAGAUGACGAGAAUUGUGUGGAGAUGGGGAGAAUCGUGCAACAAAUACAGAGUGAAAAACGACCGGAUUUGUUUAAAUUUGACGACCUAUCAGGGAAGCAAGCUAUCAGGCUAUACGACUAUAGAUUAGAUGAAAGCGAUUUACUGACGGACACUUCAUUUAACCGCGACUCGCCGCCGGCCUGCAUUCUGUACACAUCUGGUUCAACUGGACUUCCCAAAGGAGUUAUAAUCUCCCAUAAAGCUAUUUUACAUCGCGUUUCCGCGCUCUGGAGCUGCUUCUCUCUCACCAGUGAAGACGUGGGAUGCUUCAAGUCAUCGCUUAGCUUUGUCGAUUCUAUCUCGGAAAUAUUCGGUUUCACGUUGCAUGGCAAUCCCAUUGUGGUUGCACCUUAUUGUAUAACAUCGACGCCAAAGCACUUCCUCGAUCUCCUUGACAACAGUGACGUCACGUGGUUGAUGUUGGUACCGACACUCUUGGAUGAGAUCCUAUGUGUCUUAGAAAAACGUUCAUCUGACAGUAGCAGCGACAGUGACAGUGACAACGACAGCGACGGCGACAGCAAGAGUGGAACUAAUACAUUGCAAAAAAUCAAAUACUGGGUUUCAACAGGUGAAGACCUUUCAAUCCAACUUGCUCAGAGAUUUUUUGAUAUUUUCCCAGAACAAAGUUUGUGUAAUAUUUGGGGUGCCACAGAGCUCACCGGGGAUGUGACACAUUCUGAAUACAAGUUAAAAGACAUGGACGACGUGAGAAAACUUGGGAAAAUGCCCAUCGGUGCCCCAAUACAAAAUACGAACAUCUAUAUAUUGGAUGAGAAUAUGCAACUUGUUGCACUUAACGAACGCGGAAUAGCCUAUGUGAGUGGACCAAAUAUUAGCGAUGGGUAUCUGAACGAUACAGGAACAAACAGUAUUGAAACACGACACACUGUUUAUGACGCCUAUUUUGACCCAAAUAAGGCUAAAGCAGAUACUAAACGAUUCUUACCAAAUACCUUUGACUACCACCCUCAGCACCAGACGCUCUACAACACCGGUGAUUACUUACGCGCUGUUAGAGGAGCAACCGGGGAGAUACAGCUUGUGUUUGAGGGACGCAUGGAUUCCCAGGUCAAAGUUCGUGGCUUCAGGAUCGACCUAAGUGAAAUUGAUGCUGCUGUCUAUGAGAUACCGGGCGUGAUGCGCGCGCAUACGUUCUGUCACACAGGGGAUGAUAAUAAGAAGACAUGCGUGUCUUAUUUCAAAGCACGUGACUUCAGUCCAGCAUGCGAUGUUGAUAUAGUAACAGAACAUCUGAAAAUGACAUUGCCAUCAUUCACUAUCCCGACUGGAAUUGUUCCUGUAGACGAAUUUCCACUUCUACCAAAUGGAAAGGUGGAUCCUGCUGCACUUCAUGUGGAAUAUAAAGAAUCUUUGAUGACUCCAGAAGAAAGGGAGAAAGAGAGAGAAGAGAAACAAAGACGUGAAGAGGAAGAGAUCCAGAGGCAAAAGGAUGAACUCAAACGAAUUGAGGAAGAAAGAAAGGAGAGGCAAGAAGAGCUGGCAAGACAAGCUGAAGAAAGGAGGCGAGAGCAAGAAGAAAUGAUGAAGAAAGCUCAAGAAGAAUUUGAGAGGAAACAGGAGGAAAAGGAAAAACAAUUACGUGAGGAGCAAGAACAACUGAGACAAGAGCGGGAGAUGUUAGCAAAAAAAGAGGAGGAAGCUUUAGCAGAAAAGGAAAAUACACCAGAACAUGAAUCAAGUAAUGAAAGUGAAAAUGAAGAAGAAAAGUCUUCUUCUGAUGAAGACAAAAAAGAAGAAGAAAAGGAAAUAGACGAAGAUGAAGAACUUGGAUCAGAUGAUGAAGUUGUUUUGACUCCCACAACAAUGACAGAUGGAUUGACUAAAUUUGCAGUCAUAAAACUUACUUCAGCACAUGAACAAGAAGAAGGCGAAAAAGCAAAACUUGUAACAGCACGCUCAAUUGAAUCUGACACUAAAGAUACAGAAGAACAGACAACUGAAGAUAAAAAUGAUGUAGGAGUAAAGAAACCAGAAGAAGAAAGUGAAAACACAGUAGAGGAAGAAACAAAACCAGUAGAUGAACUUACAAUUUCAGAGGAAAAUUCAGAUGUGGACAAUAGUAAAAACAAUGAUCCACCAACUCCACCAAACUCACCACUGGAAAACAAAGAAUUUCCAUUUAGCGAUGACAAAAUAGAAGAAACAAAGAAGGAUGAACCAAUGGCAGCUGAGCAGGCAACUCCUGAAAGCAAAGAAGAGUCUGUGAGAGAGGAAAAUGAAGAUUUGAAAGUGAGGAGACAGUUAUUUGCCAAUGAUGAGGACCAACCAAUUGCCAUUGAGAAUGGUGAAACCCAGGCAGUUAAUCACGCCACAAAUGAAGAGAUUGUAGGCGAAGAGAAAGAUGUUAUAAAGACAAAUGAAGACCAGAUUGUUAAAGAAAAUGGAGAGAUAGCAGAAGUCAAAGUCCUUGAUGAAAAUGGCAAUGAUGAUGAGAAGAAAAUAGCAGAGGAACAUAUAGAAGAGCAACAGAAAGAAACUAACAAAGAAAAUGAAGAUGGUGCAGACAAUGAAAUUGACAGGGAUGUGCAAGCGGAGGAAAUAGAACCAGAAGAAAUAAUAGAGCCAUCAGAAAAUGAACUUCUAAUCAUAGAUGUAAUCUCUGAAGUACUGGGAUUAUCAAAAGAGGAAAUCAGUAUGGAGAAUGACUUUUUCUUACUAGGUGGCAAUUCGUUAAACGCCAUCUUGGCUAUCAACAAACUACAAGAUGGUGGUCUACUUAUGAAGAUUGAAGACUUUUUCCAAGCACAACAUCUUGGUGAUCUGCUGGAUAUAAACUACGAUGUUACCAAUGACGACUUUGAUAUUCCUGAAUAUGAAGCUGUAUCACUUCACGAAUCAACUGUUAAAGAAUUAGAGAUCGGUUGUCAGUUGGCCGUUGAAGGAUUUGUACAAAAGGAACCCUUAACAGUAGCUAUGGACAUUCCAGUAGAAGAGAAGAAAUCCUACCUGGAUACUGGCAUGAAAAUGGUAGCUAUUGAUGGGAAAGACUAUUCCUUCCUGAUAAGGAAGAAAGAAACACACCAGGUGGUUGGCAUGGUAAUUAACAUGGAUUUUAGUGAGCGUAACCUUGACGAUGCAGAAGUACAACAAAUUCCAUCAUCCCAGCUGAAAGCAUUUUCUCAGUAUAGCACUGAUGUCGAAAAGUGGGCCAAAGAUGAACUGGGUGUAACAGACAGUAAGCAGUGGUUGGUUCAAUUAGUGACUGUGAUAUCUGAGAACAUGGACGUUCAUUUGAAGGCUAGUCUGCUGAAACUAAUGCAGCUUGAAACACUAAAAGUUGCAAAGCAGAAGAAUUUUGUAGGAGCAUGUGGCAUAUAUACCCACCCAUUAGCCACCAGCGUAGCGACUGCAGUCGGAUUGGAAACCAACAAACUAUUUGACCCCAUAAAAGAUUACACAUACGAUGGAGAGAAGUACUUUGACAAGAUUGAGCCUCAAGAUACAAGAUUCUGUGUCAUGUCCAAAAAAGUCUGAAGAGCG